AGCUCUGAAUGCUGAAAGUUGCAGUAGAUCCCGUCGGACCGGUCCCUAAACCGCGUUAUGAUUCGAUAGAGGAAAAUAACCUCCGCCGGAGCUGAACCAUCAACUCCACACCCGCAGUGAACAAACAAGGAAGAGGCAGGUCUAUUAUUAGCCGUGGAGCCGUUAGCAGAGAAGUUCUGGUUGAGCGAGGCAUUUCCUCCCUCGCCCCGUUGCCACAGAGCCACAGACAGACUUCCUGAAACUCUUUUUCCAGCAGCGAAAGGGUGAAGCGGCCGUGUCGGACACGACUCUGCAGUCCGGGAGCAUCACAGGAAUCUGUCGCAUCCAGAAGUCAGCGAGGAUGAAGAAGAGGGACACGCAGCUUCCCAAGCAGGCGUCCACGCCGUCCUACGGACGCGAGCCGCGGCUGUUCCCCCGCAUGUCCAUGAGCGAGGCGGACGAGAAGGUGCGGCUGAUGGCGGAGAAGGUGUACGCGUCUGCGCUGAAGGACGAGGACACCAAGGACGCCAUGGCGCUGUUCAGCGUCCCGGAGGACUGUCCCAUCGGCCUGCUGGAGGACCGCGAGAGGGAGCUGCAGAAGGAGCUGGCCGAGCAGCAGUCGCAGGAGACCGUCAAGAGGAAGAAGAACUUCCUGCUGAAGCGUUCCCAGUCCGUGUCCCUGCAGAUCCCCAGCAGCGUGGACUGGGCCCAGCUGGGGGUGUCCAUGCUGCUGACCCCGGCCUCGCCCGAACCCUGCGGGCAGGAGAACACCCCGGAGUUCCAGAGGGUGACCAUCAGCGGGGACUACUGCGCCGGGAUCACGGUGGAGGACUACGAACAGGCCACCAAGAGCCUGCUGAAGGCGCUGUUUAUCCGGGAGAAGUACUCGCGGCUGGCCUACCACCACUUCCCCAGGACCACCGCCCGCUUCCUCCGCAGCGCUGAAGACGAGGACUGGCAGGAGGACGACGAGGUCCUGCCAGACAUCUGGCCCUGCCCCCGGGAGGGGGAGGACCCCUACUCCAUGGAGGGGAUCCCCGAGAACCUGAACUACGAGCUGCGCAUGAAGGACGGCAUCGUCCACGUCUACGACGACGGCCAGGCGCUGGCGCAGCAGCAGCCCCACAGCCUGCCCUACCCCGACUUUGAGACCUUUGCCAUCGACCUGAGCCACGUCCUGGCCAUGAUCGCCGACGGACCCACGAAGAGCUACUGUCACCGGCGGCUGAACUUCCUGGCCUCCAAGUUCUACCUCCACGAGAUGCUGAAUGAGAUGGCGGAGCUGAAAGAGCUGAAGUGUGUUCCUCACCGAGACUUCUACAACGUCAGAAAGGUGGACACCCACAUCCACGCCGCCGCCUGCAUGAACCAGAAGCACCUACUGAAGUUCAUCAAGACCACGUACCACACGGAGGCGGACCGCGUGGUGCUGGAGAAGGGCGGCCAGAAGGUCACGCUCAAGCAGGUCUUCGAGAACCUCCACAUGGACCCCUACGACCUGACCGUGGACUCGCUGGACGUGCACGCCGGAAGACAGACCUUCCACCGCUUCGACAAGUUCAACUCCAAGUACAACCCGGUGGGCGCUAGCGAGCUGCGGGAGAUUUACCUGAAGACGGACAACCACAUCAAGGGGGAGUACUUCGCCCGCCUCGUCAAGGAAGUGGCCCAGGAUCUGGAGGAGAGCAAGUACCAGCACGCCGAGCCUCGCUUGUCCAUCUACGGCCGAAGCGCCAGCGAGUGGGAGGGGCUGGCGACCUGGUUCAUCCAGCACAAGGUCCACUCCCCCAACCUGAGGUGGAUGAUCCAGGUCCCCAGGAUCUACGACAUCUUCAGGUCCAAGAAGUUGAUCCCAAACUUCUCCAAGAUGCUGGAGAACAUCUUCCUGCCUCUGUUCGAGGCCACGGUCAACCCUCAGAAGCACAAGGCCGUGCACGUCUUCCUCAAAUACGUGACGGGGUUCGACAGCGUGGACGACGAGUCCAAACACAGCGACCACAUGUUCUGCUUCAGCAGCCCCAAGCCGGAGGCCUGGCUGGCCGACGACAACCCGCCCUACACCUACUACCUGUUCUACAUGUAUGCCAACAUCAUGGUGCUCAACAACCUGCGCAAGGAGCGAGGCCUGAACACCUUCCAGUUCCGGCCCCACUGCGGCGAGGCCGGCUCCAUCACCCACCUGGUCUCCGCCUUCCUGACGGCCGACAACAUCUCCCACGGACUCAACCUGAAGAAGAGCCCGGUUCUGCAGUACCUGUACUACCUGGCCCAGGUUCCCAUCGCCAUGUCUCCGCUGAGCAACAACAGCCUGUUCCUGCAGUACUCCAAGAACCCGCUGAGGGAGUUCCUGCACAAGGGCCUGUGUGUGUCGCUGUCCACCGACGACCCCAUGCAGUUCCACUACACCAAGGAACCCCUGAUGGAGGAGUACGCCAUCGCCGCCCAGCUGUGGAAGCUGAGCACCUGCGACCUGUGCGAGAUCGCCAGGAACAGCGUCCUGCAGAGCGGCCUUUCACACCAGGAGAAGAAACACUUCAUCGGUUCCAACUACCGCCAGGACGGGCCGGCGGGCAACGACAUCCGGCGGACCAACGUGGCCCAGAUCCGCAUGGGCUACCGCUACGAGACGCUGUGCAACGAGCUGAGCUUCCUGGUGGACGCGGUGAAGGCGGAGGCCGGCCUGAGCCCGGCCGAGUGACGGGUCGCCGCCGGUCCCACCCACAUCCGGACCAGUUCUCAGACCAGACACGAAUCUUUGGUUUCUACGCUCCUCUCAACGUUCUCACUGGGAAACAGAAGGGAUGGACAUUGUUGUUGUUUCUCGGUUUCGGUGCUGGUGUUUUGGCCCGUUCAGGCAGCAGAACCCAGACCUGGCCUUCGGAUCAGUACCGCCGUGGAUUCUUCUGUGUUUUAGGUUUGAACUUAAGUGUGGACAGACUUGAGAAAUGAGAAAUAAAAAUACCAAACGAGAGCUGAGUAGGUUAAAACUUUUUUUUUUUGGUGUAAAAACACAAUAAAAGUGUCUGAUCAUCGUAGGUCGACACGACCGUUCAGUCAGAUAAAUAUGGUGAAAGAUGUUACGUUUUGUUGUUAAUCUGAGGUUGUAUUUGCUGAAAUCAGACCUUUUUGCUGGAGUCAGAUUAUAUUGUUACCAUAGAGAGAAACCAGUCAAGUUUUCAGUUUGUGUCAUAAACUGUUCUUGUUAAGUCAAUU
Molecule: messenger RNA, 3192 nt
Organism: Cololabis saira (Pacific saury)
Lineage: Eukaryota; Metazoa; Chordata; Actinopteri; Beloniformes; Belonidae
Product: AMP deaminase 3-like
Exons: 16
Coding region: 341-2677 (778 amino acids)
Biological process (GO): AMP metabolic process; IMP salvage
Cellular component (GO): cytosol
Molecular function (GO): AMP deaminase activity
Source: RefSeq, a predicted model, not a curated record